CCGGGGAGAGGGGGACCGGAGUGUGUUAGGACUCGAUUACUUCGGACUUGCGGAGGCCUACCGGGCGAGGACUCCGCGCCCAAACCUAGUGCUCGUCUACAACUUCGCUUGAGAGGCGGGCGAGGCCGCUGGACUCCAGGGAUCCCUCUGGGGCCGCUCCAAAGGAGCGAAGCCGGCCGCAGCUUCUGCCAUGGUUGGGCCCGCCGUGCUGCGCGCUCUGCGCAAGAACAAGACCCUUCGCUACGGAGUCCCCAUGUUGUUGCUGGUUGUUGGAGGUUCCUUCGGGCUGCGUGAAUUUUCACAGAUUCGAUAUGAUGCUGUGAAGAUUAAGGUUGAUCCCGAAUUGGAAAAAAAGUUGAAAGGAAAUAAAAUAACUUUAGAGUCAGAGUAUGAGAAAAUAAAGGACUCCACUUUUGAAGACUGGAAGAAUAUUCGAGGCCCGAGGCCCUGGGAAGAUCCUGAACUCCUCCAAGGACAAAACCCAGAAACUCUUAAGCCUAAGGCAGCCUGACUGUGCUCAGCUUUUCAAUAAAAUGUCCUCACCUGACCCUGUACUCCACUAGGAAGAAGAUUCCAGACCUUACAGACUUGGAUGUGAGUAAUGUAAUGGCAGAAUGUUUUGAUUAAAAAGGCAAAUGUGAGUCUUUAUGCUUCCCAGUCAGUCUGAUUGCAGACGAAAGGAGCAGUGUUGAACACACACGCAUGCACACACCCUAGUAAAAAUGUGACCACCAUAACAAGCCAUACGUCCUCCCUCUCUACCAAACACUAGUACAUUUUGCUAUCUCAUUUUGGAUUCUGAUGAAAAUCAUAGGCUGGGAUUCAAAUUUUCCCAAUAAAAUUGUGACUUUAUGUUAAACUGAUAAGUGGUCAUAAUCUAGUAAUGGUCUGUCUUUUAUUCCUAAUACUUCAUAAAGCAGCCUCUGAAACCAUUGAGCCAAUUAAGGAAAUUGUAUCAUUUACUGAAUUCAUGUGCAUGUGCAGUGCAUGCCGGUAGGAAGAUACG
Messenger RNA from Chionomys nivalis (European snow vole), 1006 nucleotides. RefSeq names its product cytochrome c oxidase assembly protein COX16 homolog, mitochondrial. The transcript is spliced from 4 exons. Gene Ontology annotation, biological process: mitochondrial respiratory chain complex IV assembly. The record is from RefSeq and is a predicted model, not a curated record. Gene Ontology annotation, cellular component: mitochondrial inner membrane. Lineage: Eukaryota; Metazoa; Chordata; Mammalia; Rodentia; Cricetidae. Bases 191 to 511 code for a protein of 106 amino acids.